This is a messenger RNA of Penicillium macrosclerotiorum, 528 nucleotides long. RefSeq names its product kinase-like domain-containing protein. The transcript is spliced from 3 exons. The record is from RefSeq and is a predicted model, not a curated record. The coding region runs from base 1 to 528 and encodes 175 amino acids. Lineage: Eukaryota; Fungi; Ascomycota; Eurotiomycetes; Eurotiales; Aspergillaceae.
AUGGACAAAAGUAUGCAUGGAUACUCUUUCACGAUACUCUUUUACAAUGAGGCUGACCCUGGAUAUAACGAGAAAGGUCGUGAUCUGAAUCGAUUUUGCUCCGAAUCCAAUGCAUACAAGAAGAUCUUCACUUCUGGUGGAUCCGACUGCUUCCAUCCUGCUUUUCAACAUUUCGCCCAAGACAAGUUGAAGCCGAGGGCAGUAUUGCUAGAAUAUCUCCCAAAAGCAGAGAGCUUAAACUGCGUGAAAUACUCAGAUGCGCUGUAUCCCCGGGCAAUUGAGGGCAUGGAGGAGAUACACAGUACUAGAGCUCACCACCAAGAUAUCUACUCCCCAAACCUUCUCCUUAUUCAUGGAAACCCUGAUAGGCUGGUAUGGAUUGACUUUGAUGUUGCAAUAACCUACACCAACUUGAAACCUGAACAGAAGGCCCGCCGUGACUACGAAAUUGCGCUUGUGAAGGGACUUGGUGAUGCGCUGAGAGAUGACCAGGAUGCGGGACUUCUACCGAAUACAAAAUUUUAUUGA